AUGUUGAAGCAGUGGAUAUUCCAAAAUAUGACUUCAGAAGUUACAAGAACAUCUCUCGAAGGUGCAGAUGCUGAUGUACGCUUGGCAAGAAGAAUUAGGCGUGACACAGGUGAAAAGGGAAGAAAUAUUGGUAUGGUUCUUGAUCAGUACUCAAAGUUCGUGAAGACUGCAUUUGAUGACUUUAUACUUCCAACAAAAAAGUAUGCUGACAUCAUCAUACCUCGUGGAGGAGACAAUCAUAUACGUGGCAUGCAUACACUGAUACGUGAUGCUCAAACAACAAAACAUGAUUUUGUGUUUUAUUUAUAUCGUUUGAUCCGUUUGGUGGUGGAGCAUGGUUUGGGACAUUUACCAUUUCCAGAAAAGCAGGUGAUAACUCCAACCGGAUCUGUAUACACAGGUGUAGAUUUUUGUAAGAGAUUAUGUGGUGUUUCUGUUAUGUUAUUAGAAGUGAGAGCAUGUUGUAAAGGUAUCAAGAUCGAAAAGAUUCUUAUUCAUAGAGAAGGUGACAAUGGACAACAGGCACGUGUUGUUGUUGGAUCCUAUAUACUAGGAACAGGUAAUUCAGCUGUUCAGACAAUUUCUUUGCUUUUAAAGAAAGGUGUACCAGAGGCCAACAUCAUAUUCCUCAAUUUGGAAGUGUUUUUGUAUUUUAAUGGAGACAAUUUGCUUCUCGACGGGCAGCACAGUGACAACCAGGUAACCGUCAGCCUCCACAAUGAACACCAUCUUCGCUACAACGUUGGUCCAAUGUUUCCUUCUCUCGAUCGCAACGCCCUCUUCACAUUUCUCUCUCUUUCGAUCACAAGUUAUCUUCUUUUUGACUACCUCAGAGAAGACCAGUUUCAUUGUCGGCCUCUACCCCUUCGCUUCCGGCGAUCUCCUAGUUCCUUCUAUUGCUUCCAGCGACCUUAUUCCCCUGAGAUUGCAGUUCUCUCUCCACCUCCCAUUUUCUUCAAUAGGUCUGUCUUCUGA
Lactuca virosa is the source of this 975-nucleotide messenger RNA. The record is from the annotation of a GenBank genome assembly. Lineage: Eukaryota; Viridiplantae; Streptophyta; Magnoliopsida; Asterales; Asteraceae.